This is a messenger RNA of Rotaria sp. Silwood2, 892 nucleotides long. The record is from the annotation of a GenBank genome assembly. Lineage: Eukaryota; Metazoa; Rotifera; Eurotatoria; Philodinida; Philodinidae.
AUGGCUUUCAAACGACCUUCGUCUAUUGCACCAAUUCAUCAUCGAUUUAAUAAAAUUUACAUAGAAUUCAAUGAAAACAGUUGCUGUCAAGUAUGUGGUGAUAAAGCACAUAUUUUUAAUUAUGGAGCUUUAUCGUGUGCAUCUUGUAAAACAUUUUUUCGUCGUCAUGGUUUUCAUCCUGAAAAUAUUCCUCAAUGUGAUUUUUAUGAACAAUGUGAAAUUACAAUACAAUCAAGAAGAAUGUGUACAUCAUGUCGUUUUGCUAAAUGUCUUGCAGUUGGAAUGAGUCCAGAUCUUAUUCGCAAAGAAGAUCUUACUGGAAAAUGUCGUGCAUUAAUAAAACCUAAACAACACCGCAUUAGUUUGUCGAAAUCAACCACACCUAAUUUCAUAUUCUCUCCAUUGAAUCUUGUUUUUCACGAUAUGUCUUCUCUUACUCCAGCCAAUUGGAUGUUACUUUCAAAUAUUGUUCAUGCAUUUGAUUCAUUUAGUCCUUUAUUUGAAGUACAACGUAUUAUUGAAUUUCUCACUCACACUUCAGUAGAUUAUAAUUAUAUUUUUCAACAAUCACGAAAUAUUGUUAAAAUUAUUUAUCAAUCAUUUCAAUCGUCUAUUAGUUCAACAGCUGAUUUUCGAAUAAUGACAACUGAUGAACAAUGUUCUCUUAUUCAACGUAAUAUGCUUGGUGUUUGGGCGUUUUAUUCUAUGGUAAUAUGCCAUCAAUGUAAAUUGUUUGAUAAUGUAGCAAGUAAAAAUAUUAUGAGACCAUUGUAUGGAUCUGAUAAUGUUGAAUAUGUUAAAUCCAUUACUGUACGACUUGAUCCUGAUUUAACACUUGUUAAACUUAUACUUAUGGUUUUAAGUUUUUCGUCAAAUUGUUUUGCUGUAAAUG